GCGAAUCUCCACUCACGAUUAGGUAUUCUUUCUAAAUUUGGGCUUCCUUAUGCUAAUCUAAUUAAUCGUCUUGUUAAUAGGAAAUGCUUCCAAAAACGAACAUGGAGUGAUGAUUUCGAGUUUUUGUAUGAACUUGGCACAAAUAUAUACGCGUAUAUCUUCGAAACACAUCCGAAAUCAAAGGAAUUGUUCCCUUUCUUGCUGAAAUACGGCGAUCGAUGGAGGGAAAGUAGAGAGUUUCGAUCACAAGCGCUCAAAUUUGUGCAGGUUCUAUCAAGAACUGUAAAAAAUUUGUAUCACAUGGAGCAAUUACCGCCAAUGUUGUACGCAAUCGGUGAAAGGCAUUGCAUCUAUUCACAUCGUGGUUUUGUGCCAGAACACUGGGAUGUUUUUCUGGAUGCAAUCGAAAUCUCGCUAACUUCACACAUCUCUGCAACACCCGGUUUGGAUGAAGCACAGAAGACUCAAGCGAUCGAAAUAUGGCGAACGCUUUCAGCUUAUGUGAUCGUACACAUGAAGAGGGGAUUUUUGGACGGUCUUCAAAAAGUGAAUUCGAACGGUACUAUGAAAUAUUGA
Messenger RNA from Anisakis simplex (herring worm), 576 nucleotides. NCBI's taxonomy places the organism in Eukaryota, Metazoa, Nematoda, Chromadorea, Rhabditida, Anisakidae. The record is from the annotation of a GenBank genome assembly.